This is a messenger RNA of Aspergillus alliaceus, 294 nucleotides long. RefSeq lists its product as uncharacterized. Lineage: Eukaryota; Fungi; Ascomycota; Eurotiomycetes; Eurotiales; Aspergillaceae. The record is from RefSeq and is a predicted model, not a curated record. The transcript has 2 exons. The coding region runs from base 1 to 294 and encodes 97 amino acids.
AUGGAGUUAGCACCAACGUUAGCGCUAGAUGUCGAUGAUCCUCGGAGUGCCUCUAUAUAUACGCGAGGCAAGCCGGUGUCUUAUGAUGACUGGGUCCAAAUCGCGAACGAUGUUAUCAGUUUCGAGCUUGAAAAUGACGAUCGGUCCAUAGUGCUCUAUGGCCUUAGCGCUGGAGGUAUGCUAGCAUACCACGCGGCUGCACUGAACAAGAAAGUCAAAGGCAUUGUAGGCAUGACAUUCCUGGACCAACGCAUCCAGCAGGUCCGCGACGAAACAGCUAGGAACAUUGCAUGA